UUUACUAGACGAGUUGUAAAUAAACGAGAACAACAAAUUUCUACAAGAUUUUGUGAUGCACUUUAUCCCCAAAUCGUUUUAGGAAUCUAUUAACCACUAAUUUUAAACGAAAUGGAUUGUUAAAUGAACUUUUCAACGAUCAAGUGACACAAGCAGCGUAAUUCUAGCAAUUAUGUCCGAUUUUGAGGAUGACGUUUUAAAUAGUGAUGGGGAUCUGGAUUAUGAAGUUUGCGAGGAAGACGAAGAAGCCUUGUUAGCCGAUGACCAGGGUUCAAAAAACAGUCAAGUAGUUGAUGCUCGCGAGCGAAUAUUGCAGCGCUCUUUGAGCAAAACUGAGGACGAUUGGGAAGAAGAGGAAGACGACGACGACAAUGAGGGCAGAGGUCGAUUUCUCUCAGAACGAGCUCCAAAUAUUCAAGCAGCUCGCCCGCGAGAGGACAUUCCAGACACUCUGGAUCAAGUCGAGGUUCCUGAAAAUGAAAAUGUAAAUAAUAACAAUAGGCGGCCUCUGAAUUUCCAAAAUCGUGGAAGAGGCGGCCGCAGAGGGGGGCGGUUUUUCCACAGAGGUGGUUUCCGUGGAAGAGGGAGAGGUGGAUUUGGAAUGAAUGGAAAUCUCAGGAGUUUGGGCGACGAUGGCAUGAGAUUUCAGGAACACCCUCCUCCGCUGUUGAAUGCUCCGUCAUCAGCACCUACCAAAAUAUUAAUAAACCCGCACUUCAAAGGGCCCAGACCUCUGCUUAGCACGCCCUCUCACUACCCUGAGCCAGAGGAGCCGCAUCGGAAGUUUCCACCGCCAUUGGUGAAUAAUCCUCCACCACCUGGACCAGGCUACCAGCCAUACAAUCCACCACUGCUACCUCCUCCGCCCCAGUAUCACGAGCCUCAAAGGCCAUACCUGGACCAACCUCCUCCGUACAAUCCACCCCCUCAGCACAGGCCACCUCCGCCACAAGACUGGGGCCAACCAGAGCCGUACUUCCCCAAUCGUCAACAUGGGCAACAUCCCCAGGACUUUCUGCCGCCACAUCGGCCACCUCCGCAGCGCCCCCCUCUGCUCCAGGGACCGCCUCCUCAGCAGCAGCCACCCUACCCAGGACCACCGCCGCACCGAGGCCCAUUUCCUGGGCCACCGCAGCAUCGGCCACUGCCUCCUCAGCAGUAUCCCCCGGCACCCUAUCAGCAGCCGCCCCCUCACCAACCACCCCCAUACUCGCAACCGCCUCCACUGCAGCAGUAUCAACCGCCGCCUUCGCAACUCAACUAUCCGCCUCCUCCCAGUGGUCAACCGCCAUACCAAAUGCAAGGGCAAAUGCCUCCGAUGGGACAUCAACCUCCGUACUAUGAUGACUACAGUGGGCCUCCACCCCCAGUCUAUGCAGCUCAACCAACUCUUCUUCCUCCACCCAUGAAAGAAGACUUCAGGCCCUCCAUCUUCCUAACAGAGAGGUUGGAAAGAAGACGGUCCCGUUCAAGGUCUCCAUACUAUGACCGCUACCGCAGAAGGUCGAGGUCUCGGUCCAGAUCCUACAGUCCACCGCGUAGGUACCGAGAUGACUUGCGGAGACCUCCAGCAAGACGACUCACGCCUGAGCCAAUUCGAAAACCAGCCAGUCGACAGUACUCGCCUCCUCCACCAAUUCGGAAAAGAGAAUCGAGUCCGCCUCCACGCAAACCUGCAAAUCCGGAGGAGACGGCCUACCUGCAAGCCAUCGAGAAGCAGAAGCAAGAAAGAGAAACCGUGUUGAAAAUGAAAGCCAUCAAGAGGAAACUGGAAAUCGAGAAGAAGAAGAGGGACGGAGACAACGUCGUUGCAUCGCCCGAGAAGAAAAGUCCGGCAGUUCCGAGUUCAGCAGCAGCCGGUCCAUCGAGAGAACCAACAAAAGUCAACAUAUUUCCUCAGGACAAUGCUAAUGAAGCAGCCAAAGUUAUCUUGAAGCCCAAAAUAAAAGUGAUAAAGAAAGUCGACCGAGAUGAUUUGCCAGUGAGAAAGAUUUCACUCGUCACUAGAAAUCCUGCAAUUGAUGAGCCAUUAGUCUCAAGGGCGCUAAGUAAGAAUGGAGAAGACUCGUCUGUCAGGCGAAUUUUCACAACAAAGAAGGACGUUGCUGGGAAAACUGUGCUGUCCGUUCUGAGAGGUGCCGAAGGACCUUCCUUAGACGAUCAGUUAUCAAACAAGAUGAUCAAGAAAUCGGUCAUAAUUACUAAGCCGGCCAGUCAAGCUGGUCUCGCAAAAGUGCCAGAAAACCAUGUCUCUCUUGUUUCCUCAAACAAGCAAAUGCGACUAGCGAUUACAAAGUCGGCUAAGCAAGUCAUAGCCGGUGGAGUUACUGUGGCCGUCGAAAACAUAUCCUUGGCCACAACCACUGAAACACUGAAAAAGAUGGGUCUUGGGAUGGGGUUGAAAGCUAUCAAGAUGAAGAAGGCUGGGAGUCAACAGAUGGCCCACAUGAUUUUUGCCAAUAGAGAGGGUGCCGAGAAGUUUGUCAUGUCCAAUCAGAGGAAGCUUCUUGACAAUGCUGUCAUUGACCUGAAAGUUCUCUAAAACACACUUUAUUUUGUAGACAUUUAUAUUCACAAGAAGCCCCAAAAUUAUCAUCUUUUAUUUUUAAUGUAGGCAUUUUGCAUGAAAAUUUUAUCUUUGGAAAAUUUUCAAAAUUUCUCUCGUGCCAAAUGCCUGCUGUUUAAUAUUUUGUGGUAAAAUAUUUCUUUUUUUUCCGAAUAUCAUGAUUUGAGCCAAGAUCUGCAAAAUGGACGUUCCUUUCUUUUGAUCCAUUUAACGCACGCUGAUUAAUUCAAGCGAUUGUCAAUUUACAAAACACAGUUACUUGCGAAUCCAGUUGAAUUCUUAUCUCGUGAGCAUUACGGUAGCAACAACAAGUGGAUAUUUGUUGAUGAGCAGAUAUACACAAUUAAUGUAAGCCCGCUAACUAACAUAGCGAGAAACUUAAAAUAUAAAUAAAUGAUUAUGUGUUAAAAAUUUAUGAUUACCUUUGGUGUAAAAGGUGGAGAAAUUAAUGGGGCAAGAGGAAUGCAUUUAUUGAUUUUUUUUUUUAAAAGCCCCAUUAAUUGCAGCCUUGAGCAAAUUUGUUGAUUACUCUGAACCAUUCAUUUCUCAACUUUUGUAGCCAAACGCUGCAGUUAUUUUCCAGUGUUGACAGAAUCUGUGAUACUUUUAUAUGCAUUGUGUUGGUUGUUUGUCUAUCCAAAAUGAAAUUACUACUCUGUGAAAUUUUAUAAAUUCUGUACAAUUUUACUGCUGUAAAUUUUAGGUGGUCAUCUUGGAAUGGAGGUAAAUAUAUAAUUGUCAAAUUACUCCUGCGAUUGUUUUGCUGCAAAUGGCGUAAUGUAGAUUUUAAACUAACUAUUUUAUGCCGCAAAAAUGAGCAAAACAAUUGUUAUAAAUUUUAUAUAAGUAUUUUUGAACCCAAUUUUAUCCUACGGAUCUCACUUUAAAUCCCUGCCUGAGUGAGGCUUGACCUCAAACAUGUCAUUUUAUAAAAAUUUUGCUUGUUAUUUUCUUGAAAGACAAGUUUCUUCUUUUUUAAAACGCUUGAUUUUAGGCAUUUCCAGCAAAUUGUUUUAAUUUUAAAUUUUUGGACUCCUAAAUCCUAUUUUGCACGAUGAACGGUUUAUUUAUUUUAUUGGAGCAAUUUGCAUGAAUUUUUGUGUAUUAAUUUUGUUCCUGCCACUUAAUCUCAUCCGAUUUCCUCUCGCUUCCCAACAGGUGUAUUCAAAAAUGAUCUCAAGAAAGAAGACUACUUUGUAAUUUUUAGUGCCAUGUUGUAUUUGAAUUAAUGUUCAAAGCAAAACGCGCAGAAUGGCACUGGCUUGCCAUAUAUUCUGCUGAAACGAAAAAAAAAUACUGGUGACUGAUUUUCCACAUCCGUACUCUUGUACAACCAAGGACGAGAAAAAAGUAGCCCAAGAAAAUAAAAGAGACUUCCGUCAAUUUCUAAUUUUGAUACUUA
Messenger RNA from Neocloeon triangulifer, 3968 nucleotides. RefSeq lists its product as uncharacterized. Lineage: Eukaryota; Metazoa; Arthropoda; Insecta; Ephemeroptera; Baetidae. Bases 173 to 2542 code for a protein of 789 amino acids. The record is from RefSeq and is a predicted model, not a curated record. The transcript is spliced from 13 exons.